AAAAAGACGACCUCUUUCUGCUCUUCUCUCUUCUGCUAUUUAUUCCCAGCAGUACCCACCCAUCCCCAAACAUGAGUCUCUACGCCGACUACCCGUUCCCAUGGUCCUUCGAGGCACCCCCACCUCCACCCUCGCGUUCAACUACUCUUCCCCGCGUCGCGCUCGCCGGCAGUCUGGAUCCAACGACGGGGAUCUUCUACCGCACUCCAGAGCACCCUAGACUGCGUACUGCGCAGGCAUGCGAGAAAUGUAGGACACGGAAGGCAAAGUGCUCUGGUGAUCACCCCUCAUGCGCUCGUUGCCUCGCAAGAGGGCUUACCUGCGAAUAUGCCAAGGAGGGCCGCAUUCGCGGACUCAACAAGACGAGGUCCCGCGGCUCACCGUCUGAUUCUCCCGUGUUGUCGUCAUUGCACCAUGCUCGGCGCGCGGUAGACCGCCCACCACUGAAACUAGAGCCUCUCAGCUCUUGCCUGCCGCUAUCCUUGCCUCGAAAGCACCCUGCACCUACUGAACGGCGCCUGACUGUCUCCACGAGUUUCGAGCACGGCUACGGCCUCGACGCUACAUAUCCCCCGUCGCAUGUUCGAUCAGCUUACAUGAGCUCGACGUCUCUGCCCAAUCCUGCGCCGUCAUUCCCAUGCAAUUCUUCGCCCUCGAUGGCGUACACAGCCUCGUCUCCCCCGUAUUCCGCAGCCAGCCAUUGCACUCUGGAUGGUUAUGGGGCACCGUCAUCCGAUCCGUCCCAGUGGACGACUGCAGAGCAGUCUUACUCGCCUUUGCCCUACCCGCAAUAUUCUCUGACGCCGGCGUCCUCAUAUUCGGACCUUCGCUCGUCAGGAUCUCAAAAUUCGAUAGCCGCACCGCAUCCACAAUAUCCCCCGCAGUCCCUGUCGUACCAGACACCACACUAUGCCGAGAGCGAGUGCACCCCAUCGCCUUCUUCUGCGGCUUCUUCGCUGCUCUAUGACGAAUCUGUCAACAGCACAUCUGCAUCCCGCCGAUGGGGUUUCGAUCCACCAUUCGCCUAGACGAAAAUUCACUUAUCAUCGUUUCUCUUUGCCUUGUCUUUAUUACCGCUCGCGCACAUCGUGGUUGUAGAUAUCUCUCCCUCUCUCCGCCGGCAUCCCAUGGACUGCCCUGCAAUUGUUUCUACGGUACAAGUGUGUAAAUAUAAACCAAGUUUGAAAUGUACAUAACGAAUUGCUCGAAUAAUUGUAUCACACUUU
Mycena citricolor is the source of this 1226-nucleotide messenger RNA. The record is from the annotation of a GenBank genome assembly. NCBI's taxonomy places the organism in Eukaryota, Fungi, Basidiomycota, Agaricomycetes, Agaricales, Mycenaceae.